AUGAAUGCAUUGGAGCGCCAAGACUUACAGCUACUACUUGAGAAAGACCUAGGACACGCUUGGUGGUACUGCCACUGUUGCUCCCUUCUACUUCCCAUUUCUACUCAAGGGCCGACUGGUGGCACUCGCGACGGCUUAUCUUGGGUGGCCGGCUGGGACUUUAACCGCCCUUACCACAAUAGACAUUGGCUCGAAGGAAGUAGCUUCAGUGUCGACUACCAGAGUGUUCGCCUUGUUAUGAACCGUCAUUUCUUUGGUCCCUUGAAAGGGCAAAUGGCUGCUGCCUUGGUAAGAAAGAUGGUCCACCCGAAUUGUACAAGACGAGCUUUUUCUCUCAGCUACCCGGACCCUAAAUGGCGCCGGCUGGACUGA
Chaetomium globosum CBS 148.51 is the source of this 372-nucleotide messenger RNA. RefSeq lists its product as uncharacterized. The record is from RefSeq and is a predicted model, not a curated record. Lineage: Eukaryota; Fungi; Ascomycota; Sordariomycetes; Sordariales; Chaetomiaceae. The coding region runs from base 1 to 372 and encodes 123 amino acids. The transcript is spliced from 2 exons.